UCCGAUCUUACGGCGUUUGCACGGCGCGCAGCCGUCGCUUUUGGGCACACCAACCAUGAUGGACGAUGCGAGCUGAGCUGCUGAGAAAGCGGCGGCGACGCAUUAUAUCGCGGCAGGCAUCGGUGCGACGAGGCCGCCUCUCGUAGGGCUCAUCUUGACCGACACGCAGGGGAUGCAAGGAAAGUCGCUCCUUCGAGACAUGUCCGCAUCGGCCCGAGCGACGAUUUCCCCCAGAGAGCCACCAAGGCGAUCCCCCAGCUCCUGCACAUGACCCCACCCGGCUGACAUGGGGCCACGCGCUACUCGUCUCCUCCCUCGUCAUCGAGAGGGGAAGCCGCCCAUAAAGUCUCGGCCGGACCCCCCCCCUGCCUGCGCAACCAUCGCCAAAAGACAAACCAAUCCAUCCCAAUCGUCACCAUGCGCUUCCACACCGCGACACUGCUGUGCCUCAUCUCGGCCGUCUUGGCCCGCCCCGUGCCCGCCGACAUCAAAGGCGUCAGGUCGCCGACGUCGUACUCUCAGGAUCUGCUGAGCCCGGUGCUGUGCCCGCCGACGGGAACGGGGACUUGCGCGAGGCAAUGCGGCGCCAUCGUAGCCGGCAUGGGCGGGAGGUGCGACAGCGACGGGAACUGCUUGUGCGCGGACGGAGAAGGGCCGCUGAGAUGAGAGACGGGACCAUUUGCGAACCACAGCUACUACAUUCGUUAUGAUACCACCCCGAGAGGCCGACGCAUCGAGCCCGGGGACCCGCCAGGACGCAGGGGAGGCGGGUAAGGGGCAGGAC
Aplosporella prunicola CBS 121167 is the source of this 784-nucleotide messenger RNA. RefSeq lists its product as uncharacterized. The coding region runs from base 418 to 666 and encodes 82 amino acids. NCBI's taxonomy places the organism in Eukaryota, Fungi, Ascomycota, Dothideomycetes, Botryosphaeriales, Aplosporellaceae. The record is from RefSeq and is a predicted model, not a curated record. The transcript is spliced from 2 exons.